UGUAUUUGGAUUUUGCUGGUGAUUGGUCAACAAUGGCCUAAGAAGUAGGCUAUGCGAUAUUAAAUGAUAUAUUUGUUUAUAAUGAAUCAUUUUUUAUUUUACGCUUAAUAUAAAGUUAUUGCAGUAUAUUGGCAUGUUAUUUUAAGACAAAAGUAAAUUUUGUCAAAAUGUCGGAGAAGGAUAAAGCGAAAGGGAAUACCCAAACAAAACACAUUCCAAAAGAUGCACAUGUAAUAAUGUCUAUAAUGAAAGAAGUGGGCAUCACGGACUAUGAACCCCGUGUUGUAAACCAAUUGCUAGAAUUUACCUACAGAUACGUUACAUCUGUGUUGGAUGACGCUCGAGUAUUCGCCAAUCAUGCGAAGAAGAAGACAAUAGACCUCGAUGAUGUCAGGUUAGCGGUGCAGAUGCAGUUAGAUAAAUCAUUUACAAGCCCUCCACCAAGGGAAGUCCUACUGGAAUUGGCUAGAGUAAAAAAUGUGAAUCCACUUCCAUUAAUUAAACCACAUUGUGGGCUAAGAUUGCCACCUGAUCGUUACUGUCUCUCAGCAUGUAACUAUCGCUUGAAAUCCGUUCAAUCAAAGAAAGUGGCAUCUAAACCAGUUGUUUCUGCUCCAAUCAAAACGAUUACAUCAUCAAAGUCAAACAGUCAAAAUGUUGUUAUGAAGAGAUCUCAAGGACCUAUUAAUGUUAGUUCUAAGGGAAAUGUGGCCCCUAAACCAGUUCUUAAAUUCACUUCUGGAAGUAAGGUUGUUGCAAAACCAGCAGUGCGGGUGACAUCAGGCCCUCCACAACAAAAUCCAGUUAAAAUGGAAAUAGAUGAAGUGUCCCACAAAAGGAAAAGGGAUGAUGAUGACUAUGACAUGUAACAUUGAAUUUUUUAAGAAUCCUUCACCACUCUUGACACCAAGCUUUCCUUCAGCAACUAAUUUAUUAAGGGUGGGAAUUGGACGGAAUAGUGGUUGAUCAGGGUAUUUCUUGGCCCACCCAUCAAGAAUGAACUUGGUUGUAUCAAGUCCAACAUAGUCUGCUAAUUCUAUGGGGCCCAUUGGGUAUGCUGCACCCAGUUUCAUUGCUAUGUCAAUGUCUUGUGCAGAAGCAUCACCUGAAUAGAUAAAAACAAUUUGACAUUAAAUUAAUGAGAAUUUUAA
Molecule: messenger RNA, 1151 nt
Organism: Pieris rapae (cabbage white)
Lineage: Eukaryota; Metazoa; Arthropoda; Insecta; Lepidoptera; Pieridae
Gene: Taf9
Product: transcription initiation factor TFIID subunit 9
Exons: 4
Coding region: 168-869 (233 amino acids)
Biological process (GO): RNA polymerase II preinitiation complex assembly; DNA-templated transcription initiation
Cellular component (GO): transcription factor TFIID complex; SAGA complex
Molecular function (GO): transcription coactivator activity; RNA polymerase II general transcription initiation factor activity; protein heterodimerization activity
Source: RefSeq, a predicted model, not a curated record